AAAGCUGUGUCACUCUUUCGUGUACUGUGGCGCAGGUGAGGGAGAAACGAGCUUUGUUUGCGCGCAUAUAUUUUGCCGGCUUAUAUAUAUUUAUAGCUUUAGAUUUUAAAUAUAUGUGGCAUUUCUUUCUUCUUCUUGUUUGCUUUUUGGAUCUGUUUCGCCUGAAAUUACAUACGCAGCUCCAGACCAUAAAGGCAUCAGAGAUCCAUGUCUUGUAAGAUGUCUCUUCCUGUCUCAUCCCACACCUGUGCGUGGCUCUGAUGUGAGGAUGCGCUGCCUGGUGGCAAGAGUCAACCACAAAACACUGAUAGUCCUCUGUGCAGUCUUUGCUCUCAUCACAAUUGUGCUAUGGAACAAGUGCUCCAAAGAUGUGGCUGUGCAUCCUCCAACCAGGCCCCAGCCUGAGCCUGCACCCACUACAGAGGAAGAAGAGGACCAUGGGCAGCUUCCUGAAGUGCCCCUGGUUGCCAGAGAGGUGCAGUAUGAGCAGAUUGACUGCCUCAUUAAUGAGGAUGUGACGAUCAAAGGGCGCAGAGAGGGCAAUGAGGUGUACCUUCCCUUCAGCUGGGUGGAGAAAUACUUUAAUGUGUAUGGACGCCUAGUACAGUAUGAUGGUACAGAGCGCUUUGAGUUCUCACACAGCUACUCACGUGUAUAUGCCCAGAGAGAACCCUAUCAUCCUGAUGGAGUCUUUAUGUCAUUUGAAGUCUACAAUGUGGAGGUGAGAGACCGUGUAAAGUGCAUCAGUGGAGUGGAAGGUGUGCCCAUUUCUACACAGUGGGGUCCCCAGGGCUACUUUUACCCAAUCCAGAUAGCUCAGUAUGCACUAAGUCACUACAGUAAGAAUCUUACAGAGAAGCCACCUAGCAUAAAGACGUAUGGGUACAUGGAAGAAAGAGAGGGGAGUCCCAACCCCUGGACAGUCCCCAAGGGUUGCUCAAUUGCCAAGGUCCAUGAGCCAGGUCAAACAUCCGCUAUUUACCAGUUCACCACAGCAGAUAACUCAGAGGGUAUAUCUCUGCUUCUGGACAACUCAAAGGAUUUUGUCUUGUCCUUUGAUGUCAAGUUCACUUCAAAUGGUAGUAUGUCUGUGGUGUUGGAGACAACAGAGAAGGGACCUCCAUAUAUCAUUCACUAUAUCACCAGCCCCAUUCUCAUUUCCUUCAAGGACAGGGAGGUCACCUAUGGUAUUGGUCCCCAGACAGCCUGGAACACCCUAAGCCGGGACUUGGCGACUGACCUGCGUAAGGGAGUGGGUUUGUCUAAUACCAAAGUGGUGAAGGCAACUCGGAUCAUACCACGACGUGUUGUCCACCUGGUACUGCAUGGCUCAGGCUUCAUCAGCAACAUCACCAUCUCCUCCACAGCUCACAUGGCUGCCUUCUUUGCUGCUAGUGAUUGGCUCCUACACAACCAGGAUGAACGUGGUGGGUGGCCCAUCAGAGUGGCCCAUAAGUUAGGGGAGGGUUUUCGGACACUGGAGUCUGGCUGGUACUCCGCCAUGGCCCAGGGACAGGCGAUGUCCACGCUGGUGAGGGCGUACCUCAUCACACAUGACCUUGUAUACCUCAGCGCAGCAGUGCGUGCCACUGCACCUUUCAAGCGCAUGUCAGAGCAGCAUGGCGUGAAAGCUCUGUUUAUGAACAAAUACGACUGGUAUGAAGAGUAUCCCACAACACCUAGCUCCUUUGUGCUCAAUGGCUUCAUAUACUCGCUGAUCGGACUGUAUGAUGUGGCUGAAAUAGCAGGGGACAAACUGGGCCGAGAGGCAGGUGUACUGUUUAGCCGAGGACUGGAGUCCCUGAAAGCCAUGCUGCCACUGUUUGAUACAGGUUCUGGAACUGUCUAUGACCUAAGGCAUUUCACGUUGGGUGUGGCACCAAAUCUGGCACGCUGGGACUACCACACCACUCAUAUAAACCAACUGCAACUGCUGUCCUCUAUAGACAGUAGUCCCAUUUUUAGAGAGUAUGCAAAACGCUGGAAAAGCUACCUGAAAGGGGGUCGGGCCAAGCACAACUAAAGAUGGGCCAAAAAGACUUUUUGUGGAAAGAAAUUGCUGAUAUGCUUUCAAAGACCGAAUCAGCAUGUACAUUAAAGCAGGUUAUACUGAUUAAUAUGAAGGAUUUACACAUUUUAGCUGAGGACAGUUAUCCAGUAGUUAAGCUAUGUUCCUCUCAAACAUACAUUCACACAUUGUGAAGUUGGAAAGCACCAUUUUAGCAGCAAUGUUACUUCAUACUUCCAAUACAGUGCUAACAAUGCAGAUAUUUACAUGCACUUUAAGACAAGCACAUCCAACGUUACCUAUUGCGAUUUAUUAAAAUAUUGUUUGUCAGUGACAGAAGCAAAUAUUACAACUGGUGAUGUACAAUACUAGGAAAAACUAAGAAAUGAUGAACAGGACAUUGGAUCCCUUCAUGAAGAUAGGGCUGUUUCAAUGUCUUGUGCAAUAAUUUCAAAUUGUAUAACCUAUAUCGUAUGUCUUAUUUAUAUUUUGUUGGCAAGUGCUGAACAUUACAAUGUGUGGUUUAUUUCUUUUAGUUUGAAAAUGACAGUCAAGGUGAGGUUUCUUUGUUUGUAUAAACAUAUACUGUAUAUUGAAGAUAUUUCUGAGUACAGAUGUACUAGAGUUCAUGGUUUUAUAUUAUUGAGCAGCUUUGAAGUUAAAAUAAAUGUAUUUAGACAUGAAUGUUUAUUUCUCUCAGUCAUCUAACAACUAUUUUAAUCAUUUGCUUUUCCUUGAGAUGAAAUGUUCCCAGGAUAGCUCCAGGUAUACUGUGAGCCUGCCCAGAUAAAGAAGUUACUGAAGAUGGAUGAAUGGUUGAAUGAAUGAAUGCUGGUGAAUCCACAUUUGAGGAACUGUCCAGAAUGGAGAAAAUAAGACCUUUUAAUUAGCAUAACUGGGAAGCAAAGAAAACAAUAAACCAUUAUAAUGUACAAUGAAUGGAAGAGAUUUAAAACAGUAACAAAAUGAACUAGUUCAUAUAAACAUAACCCACAA
This is a messenger RNA of Hemibagrus wyckioides, 3004 nucleotides long. RefSeq names its product glucuronic acid epimerase a (gene glcea). Lineage: Eukaryota; Metazoa; Chordata; Actinopteri; Siluriformes; Bagridae. Gene Ontology annotation, biological process: heparan sulfate proteoglycan biosynthetic process. The transcript has 4 exons. Gene Ontology annotation, molecular function: heparosan-N-sulfate-glucuronate 5-epimerase activity. Bases 269 to 2023 code for a protein of 584 amino acids. The record is from RefSeq and is a predicted model, not a curated record. Gene Ontology annotation, cellular component: Golgi apparatus.